AUGUCCGAGCCUCUAAAAACAAUCCGCGAGGACCUCAGGGAGGAAUGGUUGGACAACGAGGUCCAUCGACACUACAACAUGCCCAUGGUAGUCGUGCGAGCCGAGCCUCAUGUCCUGAUGCGCUGCAGCGUGUACCGUGACACUACUUCACUUCUCAAGACAUCGGCCAGUAUCGACAGGUGGGUUAACACCGAGUAUUUCAUCUGGGAGAUGUCCGCGGGGCUAGCUGACAGCGGAGUAAACCCACAGUGGACGGAGUUCUUCGAAAAACAAUACAAGGAAAAGUGGGUGCAAAUCCAGAAUGAGUUCGAGGGCAUAGCCGAUCUCCCUGAGAGGUUCCUUCAUGAGGUUCCGGUCCCACCCUUUGAGGUUGCAGAGGUGAGAAUCAGCGCUAAUGAAGCCCCGUGCUAUUGGCGGCUCCGUGCGAACACAGGCCAACACAUGAUUGACACAAGCUUUUGGCAUCUUUGGAAGUUGAUUCUCAAGCAAAGAUCGCCCACAGUUGGUCCCUUUGACGUUAUUCUCAGAGUACCCUCGCACACUCCUGUUGGGGAGGACCCUAUCGAUCCUUGGAAUAUGUCUCUAUAA
Messenger RNA from Penicillium hordei, 588 nucleotides. RefSeq lists its product as uncharacterized. The record is from RefSeq and is a predicted model, not a curated record. Lineage: Eukaryota; Fungi; Ascomycota; Eurotiomycetes; Eurotiales; Aspergillaceae. Bases 1 to 588 code for a protein of 195 amino acids. The transcript has a single exon.